UCCCCUGCCCCGGCCGCCCUGAACGCCACGGUUCCUGCUCUCCGUGAGGGCUGAGUGAGCGCAGAGAGCUGCGUGCUGCCGCGCUUCGCAUCGUUCUGCGCACAGGGCCUUACCGCAAGGGCCCUCCCGAGCUGCCGCCGCCGCGGCUGUUUCUGGAUGUGAAGGAUGGACUCCUCGGUGAUUACUGUUGGGCACAUACAAAAUGUGCUUUCGGCCAUGCAGAAGAACUUGGAGUGCCCGAUAUGCUUGGAUGUGCUCCAAGAACCAGUUUCAACAAAAUGCGACCACAUAUUCUGCAGGUUCUGCAUGUUCAAACUGCUCAGCAAGAAGAAAAAAGGGGUGGUGCAGUGUCCUCUGUGUAAGACUGAAGUUACCAAGAGGAGUCUGAAAGAAAAUUCCAGGUUUAAGCAACUCAUCGAAGGAGUGUUGGAAACUAUCCAUGCUUUUGAGCUUGACACUGGAGUGAAGUUUCUAAAGAGUCAUCAGAUUCAUAAAACAUCCACAGAAGCCACUGCUGCUGAGUUCGUGGGUAAAGAAAGUUCAGUCGUUCAAAGUAGGGGCUUCAGGAACAGGAGAAAAGGUGCUGAAGAAAAUGGACAAGAAAACUUCACCUUGCAGGAAACUGCUGUGAAUCCUCAGCUUACAGAUACCAGGGUCAAAAGGAGGAACAAACCCCAGAAAUGUGACCCUCAGAAAGGGGUUUAUGUGGAGUUGGGUUCUGAAUCAUCUGAAGAGUUUUUUAAACAGGCAAGCAAAACUGGGUUGGAAGACAAAGCUGCAGCUCAAAUUUCUCCUCAAGGAAAGCCAGAAGAACUUGAGAAUGUUGAGAAGGGGAGUGAAAAUUCUUACAGUGCACAGCCUGACAAGCUGUGUGCCAAAGAAAUAACACUGCCAAAUAUCAUAGGUGAAAGUGGUUUCUCGAAGGAAGGCUCGAGCAAGGAAAGCGCUCAGAGCGUCGCUGAAUGUGCCAAACCUGGCCAAGUGAAUGUGACUGAAUGCCAGAGUCCUCCUUUAAAUGCUCUUCCUGCAGAUCUAUCUUCAGAGCAGUGUGACAGAAUAAGUGAUUCCAGUCCCACAGUGAACAGGGGCACAUCGUUCUUGGAGAGCACGGAAGAAACGGAUGAAGAGCAAACUCAGUCUGACAGUAAAAACGAAGAGUUUGACUUAAAAGAUAGUUCAGGGUGCAGGCUGGGUAAAAGCAAGGAAGUGGAUGCUGUGGAGGUGUCUGAACCUGAGAAUGACUCUUUCCAUGACAAAGAACUUCCUCAGGAGAAGCUACUUCAGGCAGAGAAGACACUUCCCUCUGCCGCCGUGACUCGAGUCUCCAGGAAGAGGCUGAAGCGAAGCAUUCAGAAAGUCAAUGAAUGGUUCUCAAAAAGCAACGAGAUUCUGUCUUCCAGUUCUUCCCUGGAUGAUUCUGCUGAUGGAGCCACUGAUGUUUCAGAUGAAGGAGAUGCACGUUCCUCAGAGAAGGAAUGCUGCAUUUCAGAAAAUACUGACCCUGUGGUGGAUUCCGUGGAAAUUGCAGUGGUGGAGAGAAACAAGAGACGGUCAAACCAAACAGCAGAUAGCAUCAAGGACAAAAUAUUUGGAAAAACAUACAGGAGAGAGAGGAAAUCAAAUCCCCCUUCUACUGUCAGAGAUAUUUUAUCUGCUGCAAAAAAGGAAGAUGUGGCUGCUGAUAAGUCCUUGAAUAAUUCCAGCAGGGACAGACCCAAAAGUAAAAGGAAGACUGCCCAUGUCCUGCAACCUGAGGAUUUCAUCAGGAAAAAAGACACAGAAGAGGCAGGUGGAGGCCCUCAGAGUGUUAGCAGGUGCCCUGGAGAUGCUGAAAAGGAAAGAUGUGAUGGAAGUGUUGCUGUUAAUGAGAGUCACCUCUCUCAGAAUAGAGUUGAUAACACACUAACAGAACGUGAGGAAGGAGGAGGGGCCCCGUGGAAAAAAGCUACUGAGAAGGCGACGAGCAAGCACCGCGACGGGGAGCCAAAAAUGCGUGUCAGUGAUCAGAAAAGCGCUAAAAAAAGCUCUGCAGCAAAAAGAUGCAGGCAUUCCACCAGGACCAUGUGUGCUCUGCAGUUAGUAGUGGACAGAAACUCUGUUUCCCCCGAGCCAGCUGAGCCACAGAUCGACAGCUAUCCCAGCAGCGGAGAGCCCAGGAGAGCUGACUCGGAGCACACCCGGGUCAGGCGCAGCAGGAGGCUCCAGGCACUUUCUGAAGAAAUGGCAAAAGAAACUGGAAAAGGAGUAAUAAAGGAACCAAGAAAGAAUCACAGUGAUCAUGGAGGAUCUGCCUUGGGAGACCAGAGGAAUGUGGCAGCUCAGGCUGCUGAAUGCAAAGAGCUGCGUGAGCCUCGGGGCGCGUUGAGUUUCGAGGCAGUUGCUGGUCUGAAGGGAGGUGAUCUGGAAGCAAAUGAAGUGCAGGUUAGUCUGAAGAGUUCAUCUGACACGGCAGAAACUGGAAAAAGUCUCUUCAAUCCUGCACCUUCAUGUCAGCCUGCAAACUGUGGUUCCUUUGCACCUCAUGCAGGUUCUCAGGACAGUGAAAUACCAGGUAGCCCUGUCCUCCUCCAGCCUCCUUCAGUGCCUGCUGAGCAAACUGCUUCCCAUCAGACUCAAGAGGUGACUGAAUCACUUACUGCUUUUCCCCAGGAAUGUGGGCACGAUUCACAAACUGUUCCAGGAGACUUCAGACCUGAAAAGUUGCCCCUGGCUAAAACUGUUCUGGAGUUGGCCAAGGAAGCUGAGGACAGUGACUUAGACACGCAGUAUCUGAGAAACAUAUUCAGGCACUCGAAACGCUUGUCCUUCAGCCUCUAUCAGGCCCCCAGGCAGACCCCUGCAGCAGAAAACCCUGAUUCUGAAACUUUAAAUCCAUCACUUGCUGCUCAGGUAGGAAAUAAGGACAGCAAAGAUUUACAAGCAGAAGACUUGCAAGAAGAGAGAACAACUGCUGAAAGCUUGAGUGAGAAAGAGAAGCUUAAGAGCUGUGGGUCUGCCUGUGUUGAUCAUGUGAGCUGCUCUGCCAUCAGCACAGAAGACAGACAGGCUGUUUCACAGGCUGCAAAGGAAGGGACUCUGACACCAGUGAGAACAGGGGCUGCUGGGUCUGAGGCUGAAAACCAAUCACUAAAAGGAAAGCAGGGCAGUGAAAAGGCUGUGUCAACUGACACAGGGAUAGAAAGUGAGUUGAGACAGAAUCCAGUCAGAAGUAAUAGAAGCCAAAGUGAGCAGAGUAACACAGAAGAGCAUGAUUCCAAACAAACCAGUUUAAACACGGGCCAUGAAAUAUCAGAAAGCAAUCUGAAAGAAAAGACCAAAGUUGUUGAUGACAAAGAACCAAUUCUACAUUUUCAAUCCGGGUCAAUGAUUUGUCCUCCAAGUUGUCAGCAAAGCCCUGCUGAAUUCAGCCAUGAUGUCAUUGGGAAAAAAAGUAGCAAAAGAAAACAAAUAGAGGGGAAUGAAGAACAAGCCACCCAAACUGCUAGCACAGCAGUGUCUGAGUGUUUAGUUGCAGAGGCUCUUAGAGGGAACAGUGGAUUUACAGGUUUGUCUGACACUCCUGAUGGCUUACUGUGCUCUGAUAGUGAAGAGAACACCAGCUUUGGUGACACUGAUAGGAGAGAGCAAUCUGCAGUGUUCGUGAAAGGAGGUGAAAGUGCCCUGGGAAAAGAACUACACGAUAGAAAUGCUGGUUCUCAGCCGAGAUCUCGAGGUUUUCAAAAGCCCCGAAGGCGAGCACAGAAACUGCCGUCUUCGGAUGAAGAAUCCUGCGAGGAGGAAGAUCCACCCUGUUUUCAGUCACUGAUAUUUGGCAAAUCAGUAAGCACACCUUUGCAGGUCGAUAAACAAGUGGCAUCUGUGAUAGAGGGCUCAGCUAGUCCCGAUGUGCUGCCUCACAGUGGAAGUAAUGGUGCCAGUAUGAUGCAGAAAAUGCCUGAAGUUGCCCCAGGCAAUGCCUGUGUUUCACCAAGCCAGGAGUCAGAAUGCUCUGUCAACUUAUUUUCUUCCCAGUCCAUGUCUGAAGAAUCAGUUAAUGAUGCACAAGAGCUGAAGAAACCUUUGCCACAAGUUGAUGCAUCCGAAGAAGUGACCAGUGUGAAUGAGAGUAAAGAAACUCUUCAGAGUUGUGAUGGAAGGCUGAAGAGGACCAACACUAGCUCCAAAGAUGAAUGCCAAGAAGACCCAACCAUGGGAGCAAACCUAGGCGAGGCAUCUGGAUAUGAGAGUGAAACGAGUAUUGUGGAAGAUUCAUGUGAACCUUUCUCUCAGGGUGAAAUCCUCACUACACAGCAAAAGAAUGCUAUGCAGAAUAGCCUGAAAAAGCUUCAGCAAGAAAUGGCAGUGCUUGAAGCAGCACUAAAGCAACAAGGAAGUCAGGCCUGUGAAUUGUUGCCUGUCAAUAGUGAACUGCCACGUGCCAGUAGUGAAAGAACACGUGGGAUGGAACAAAUGGGACGAGAAAAAGGAAGGUCUCCAGAAUUGUUGCUUCCAUCUUCUGAAUCCUGUUUGGUAAAGAGACCAGAUCUGGAGAAAGGCCCUGAGUGUGAAAAUGUUCUAAAGAGCAAAGCUCCUUGUGCAAAGACAAAACCUGUGCAGGAAGCAGUGCAGGAAUACAGGCAGUGUCAGCUCAAAGCAGAAAAUGCAGAGGAGCAGGAAUCUGGGACCAGGCAAAACAGUGCAUCUGCCUCAUCAAAUCUCUCUGCAAAUGUGAUCAAGAGUCCAAAUAACUCUUCCUCCUCCCUAAAGCCUCUUAACCCUAGAACUGCAGAAGCCUCAAAUGGGUCUGUUGUGUCUCAGAACACAAAUAAAAGCCGUGGUCCAGGACACAGAUUGAAGAGAAAUGUGUGUUGUCCUGCACCUGUUCUGCCCAGUGCAGCUGGCAAAGAAAAUGCUGCGAGCCCAGUUGUGACCAAGAGGAAACAAAUGUCAAUUGUGGCAUCAGGUCUGAAUCACAGCGAACAUUUGGUGGUCCAGAAGUUUGUGAGAAAAACUCAGAGCACUUUAUCUAAUCACAUUACUGAAGGAACAACCCAUGUCAUAAUGAAAACAGAUGAGGAGCUGGUGUGUGAACGGACACUGAAGUACUUCCUGGGCAUUGCAGGAAGAAAAUGGGUGGUUAGUUAUCAGUGGGUGAUUCAGUCACUUAAAGAAGAAAGGAUACUGGAUGAGGAGAAGUUUGAAGUCAGGGGAGACGUCAUCAACGGGCGAAACCACCAAGGCCCCAAGAGGGCCAGGCAGGCUGGGACUGGAAAGAUCUUUAAAGGCUUUGAGAUCUGUUGCUGUGGACCUUUCACUGAUAUGGCUACAGAGCACCUGGAGUGGAUGGUGGAGCUUUGUGGUGCCUCUGUGGUGAAGCAGCUUCAUCUCUUCACCCAUUCAUCAAACUCUACUGCUGUUGUGGUUGUGCAACCAGAUGCUUGGAAGGAAAACACAGAUUAUAGAGCAAUGCAGCAGCAGAACAACAUUGCCAUGGUGACCAGGGAGUGGGUUUUGGACAGUGUGGCUUGCUAUGAGUGCCAGAAGAUUGAUGCUUACCUUUUGUUCUAAGGGUUAACAGCAGUUCUUUGGCCACUGCUCAGGAAUUCCCAUCAGUGCUGAUGGUUUGAGAUUAUUUUAAGGACUGAGAAUUUUUUAAGACAAUGUGUGUCUACUGUUCUUGUUCAGAGUAAAUGAAUAGAUUUUUGUUAAUAAUAAAAUUACUUAUAUCUGCAGAUAGAAUUAGCCACUGUUCUGGAAAUAUUUAUAUUAACAUAAAGCACUAUUUUGAAAUGAUAAAAUUUGUUUAACAUUUCAAAGUUAGAAAAUGUAGAAUAUGGCCUCCUCAGAGAAAUGGUGAUGUGUUAUUUACCAUUGCAGCCAGUUCCUGUUUAUCUACUUGUGGCCAGUUUGGAGGCAGUUAAAAGAGGGAUGUUGGGCUCAGGGCUUGAAUUAAAAUGUCCUUGCACUCUGGAGUAACCCCCAUGUUUUCACUUUUGUUUAAAUACAAACCCUGAAUACCAUUUGUGAUUACUGAUGGUUAAUCAGCCUUGACCACGGACUGGUGGUGCUGAAAGCUUCACAAACAGCUCUCUUGUUGAACAUCAAAGUGCCAACUGGCCCUAACCAGAAACAUUCACACAUGCAGAAGGCCAGUGACUGAGUCCCAACAGAAACCCCUCCUUAAAACCACGAGCCCACACCAGUGUUGUCAUUCUGAUUUCUGACAGGUGUGUGUGGCACUGUGGAGAGUUAAUGAACAGAAUGCACUUUAAUAUCCCAGUGACCCAUAAUAAACCCAGUAAAGAAUCUGCUUAUAAUUAGUCCCUGUGUGCAAAAUGAGGCUGUAAAGAAAUUACUUUUUAUGGAAGGAAAUAUGUGGCUUGUUUCUGUUGCCAAGCAAUUCAGCUUCAGACCUAAUUUUGGACUUUGAGAGCAGAAAGAAAACCUGUUCUCAUGCAGUGGUUGUUAAACCAAAAGUGUCUUAAGUUCAGAGAAUUGUUUAGUGCUCAGAUGGCGCUGUCUUGGAAAGUUACAAAGGUAUGUUUGUAAAUAUUGGAAUACUCAAAGGAAAUAAAGUUAU
Messenger RNA from Myiozetetes cayanensis, 6559 nucleotides. RefSeq names its product BRCA1 DNA repair associated (gene BRCA1). The transcript is spliced from 22 exons. Gene Ontology annotation, biological process: positive regulation of transcription by RNA polymerase II; dosage compensation by inactivation of X chromosome; chordate embryonic development. The record is from RefSeq and is a predicted model, not a curated record. Bases 166 to 5547 code for a protein of 1793 amino acids. Gene Ontology annotation, cellular component: nucleus; plasma membrane; BRCA1-BARD1 complex. Gene Ontology annotation, molecular function: DNA binding; zinc ion binding; ubiquitin-protein transferase activity. NCBI's taxonomy places the organism in Eukaryota, Metazoa, Chordata, Aves, Passeriformes, Tyrannidae.